AUGACUCACUAAUUAAACUUUUAGUAUGUUUAAACAUUGUUUGGGUUAUGCCGUUUUGGGCCUCAGUUUCUAGAAAAAACCAGAGAACGUCCGGACUCCGAACCCUUCGCCGACUAGAAAGAAGUGUUGAAGAACUUCAGUUCCAUUUCGAUCUUCAUGGUACCAAUCGUCAGGAAUAUUUCAGUGUGUAACAGACGAUAUCUCCUCCGGCUCGUAGCUGUCGCUGCUGCCGGGUCGGGACUGUUGUAUUCAAAGAGCGACUCAAAUGCCAGAGCAACUGUAUCUUUGAAAGUUCUGGUGCCACAGCGGGAAUCAUUAUGGUUGCCAAGGCAAAUUACACAAGACGCAUUUCCUCGCCCUUCAUUUCUUUCAUCAGAUCCCUGGCAACUUGGACUGCUUCCGUUAUUUUCUUCUAGAAUUGGUUCGGUUCCGUCAUCAGAUUCGGAUAUAAAGAAAGAAGCCUCUGAGGCAGUUAGAGAUGACCCCAAACCAUGUUGCAAUUGUUUGGGUAGAGAUACUAUUGCAAAUGCAGCUGCUAGAACCGGCCCUGCCGUGGUCAAUCUCUCAGUUCCACAGGGUUUCUAUGGGCUUUCUACUGGAAAAAGUAUAGGGUCGGGAACUAUAAUUGAUAAGGAUGGUACAAUUUUAACUUGUGCUCAUGUUGUCGUUGAUUUUCAAGGAAUGCGGGGCUUAUCCAAGGGGAAGAUUGAUGUGACUUUGCAAGAUGGUAGGACAUUUGAGGGUACUGUUGUGAAUGCUGAUUUACCUUCCGAUAUUGCAAUUGUGAAGAUUCAUUCUAAAACCCCACUCCCAACUGCAAAACUUGGCUCUUCAAGGGAGCUCCGUCCUGGGGAUUGGGUUGUUGCCAUGGGCUGUCCGCUUUCACUUCAGAAUACCGUCACAGCUGGUAUUGUAAGUUGUGUUGAUCGCAAAAGCAGUGACUUGGGCCUUGGUGGAAUGCAGAGAGAGUAUUUACAAACAGACUGCGCGAUUAAUGGAGGAAAUUCUGGAGGGCCCCUUGUCAAUAUUGAUGGAGAAGUAGUUGGUGUAAAUAUUAUGAAAGUGCUUGCUGCUGAUGGAUUGGGUUUUGCUGUACCAAUCGAUUCAGUCUCUAAAAUUAUUGAGCAUUUCAAGAAAAGUGGAAGGGUUGUUCGGCCUUGGCUUGGAUUGAAAAUGGUUGAUCUUAACGAUAUGAUUAUUAGUCAGCUUAAACAAAGAGACGCCACAUUCCCAAAUGUUAAUAAGGGAAUUCUUGUACCUAUGGUUACUCCUGGAUCUCCUGCUGAUCGAGCUGGGUUCCAUCCAGGUGAUAUCGUUAUUGAACUUGAUGGGAAGCCUGUUGCAAGCAUCAAGGAGAUUAUUGAGAUAAUGGGAGACAGAGUUGGAGUACCUUUAAAGGUACUUGUGAAAAGAGGUAAUGAUAGUUUGGUGACACUGACUGUAAUCCCAGAAGAUUCCAAUCCUGAUAUGUGAAAUAUAUUUCUUUCAAGAACAUUGUCUUUUGAUCAUAUAUAAUAUAGAUAUAUAGUUUUUUGUACUGUGAUUUUAAAAGUUGUAAAACAGCCAGUGAAUUUCAUUGUUCAAUUUUCAAGUCUUUAGUUUUCCUCACA
Messenger RNA from Carya illinoinensis, 1610 nucleotides. RefSeq names its product putative protease Do-like 14. The coding region runs from base 157 to 1473 and encodes 438 amino acids. The transcript is spliced from 11 exons. Gene Ontology annotation, biological process: proteolysis. Gene Ontology annotation, molecular function: protein binding; serine-type endopeptidase activity. The record is from RefSeq and is a predicted model, not a curated record. NCBI's taxonomy places the organism in Eukaryota, Viridiplantae, Streptophyta, Magnoliopsida, Fagales, Juglandaceae.